Molecule: messenger RNA, 486 nt
Organism: Colletotrichum truncatum
Lineage: Eukaryota; Fungi; Ascomycota; Sordariomycetes; Glomerellales; Glomerellaceae
Source: RefSeq, a predicted model, not a curated record
AUGGAGGUACGCUGCGGUGCGCUUGCGGAGGCGGGGUGGUCUUCACGCAUCCUCGUAGUUGACGUUGUCUGUGUUGUCACCGGCGCCGAUCGGACAUUUUAUGGCGUAGUUACGGAGAACCUGGACCUGGCGUCCUGGGACUGGCCCCGCGUGGAUGGGCUCCAGUGGGUCUUCCAUGACGGGAAAAGCAUAAGACUCUGGCAAGAGUGCGUCCAGCGUCCCCAUCUCAUCAAUGGCGCAUGGGACUUCGACGUAGAAUCCAUCGUUGCAUGCUACGAGACGGACAGCGGUCAUCUCUACUAUGGCGUGAAGUGGGCAGGGUAUGAGUGCCCCACGUGGGAGACUGAAAAUGACAUCCGCUCAUACAGUCACCUACUUUCCGGGCAUGACCAGGUCUGCGAGUGCACGCCCAAUACCGGUUUCUCGCCGGGAGCUACGUUAAGAGGGCUGCAAUAUGGCUCCUUUACCUAUUGUGUGGACGUGUAA